AUGGCUAGCAAGCUCCAUCACCAACGACCUCACCACCACGAGCACCAACAUUUCGGCAACCACCAACUCCCACCACUUCCACCGCUCAAUCGCCUCCCGAGCGACCAAUUGCCCACAAUGGUUCACCGCAUCGCAUUCUGGAGCUGCCUCGCCGUCCGCUUCUGGCAAGUCGGCAUCGAAAUGCGUCCUUUCUUCAACAAGUCUUCCCUAUGGGCAUAUCCUGCGUACGCUCUGGGCGGCGCCUCCUUCGGCUACUGGCUCCAGGGCAUCGACGACAAGCAGAGCGCCAUGUUGAGCGAGCGAAAAGCGUUUUUGCUAGAGAAGAGGAAGAGAAAGGCGGAGCGGGAGGCAGCGGAAGCAGAGGGCGCUGCUGGGGCGUUGCAGUAA
Pochonia chlamydosporia 170 is the source of this 387-nucleotide messenger RNA. RefSeq lists its product as hypothetical. The record is from RefSeq and is a predicted model, not a curated record. The coding region runs from base 1 to 387 and encodes 128 amino acids. The transcript has 2 exons. Lineage: Eukaryota; Fungi; Ascomycota; Sordariomycetes; Hypocreales; Clavicipitaceae.